AAUGAUGAAACAGUGCAAGCUCUCACUUCCCCUUCCUGUACAGGGCAGGUUGUGGAGCCAGAGCCAGAGCAGUCCUCUCUGGAGAGCCUGAAGCAAACAUGGAUCAAGAAACUGUAGGCAAUGUUGUCCUGUUGGCCAUUGUCACCCUCAUCAGCGUGGUCCAGAACGGAUUCUUUGCCCAUAAAGUGGAGCACGAAAGCAGGACCCAGAAUGGGAGAAGCUUCCAGAGGACAGGAACACUUGCCUUUGAGCGGGUCUACACUGCCAACCAGAACUGUGUAGAUGCGUACCCCACUUUCCUCGCUGUGCUCUGGUCUGCGGGGCUACUUUGCAGCCAAGUUCCUGCUGCCUUUGCUGGACUGAUGUACUUAUUUGUGAGGCAAAAGUACUUUGUCGGUUACCUAGGAGAGAGAACGCAGAGCACCCCUGGCUACAUAUUUGGGAAACGCAUCAUACUCUUCCUGUUCCUCAUGUCCGUUGCUGGCAUAUUCAACUAUUACCUCAUCUUCUUUUUCGGAAGUGACUUUGAAAACUACAUAAAGACGAUCACCACCACCAUCUCCCCUCUACUUCUCAUUCCCUAACCCUCUGCUGAAUAUGGGGUUGGUGUUCUCAUCUAAUCAAUACCUACAAGUCAUCAUAAUUCAACUCUUGAAAGGAUUCUGCUCUUCUUUAGAUGGCUAUAAAUCUAUUGGCCAUCUGGGCUUCACAGCUUGAGUUAACCUUGCUUUUCCGGGAACAAAAUGAUUUCAUGUCAGCUCCGCCCCUUGAACAUGACCGUGGCCCCAAAUUUGCUACUCCCAUGCAUUUUGUUUGUUUCUUCACUUAUCCUGUUCUCUGAAGAUGUUUUGUGACCAGGUUUGUGUUUUCUUAAAAUAAAAUGCAGAGACAUAUUUUAAGCUGA
Nomascus leucogenys (northern white-cheeked gibbon) is the source of this 904-nucleotide messenger RNA. RefSeq names its product arachidonate 5-lipoxygenase activating protein (gene ALOX5AP). Gene Ontology annotation, biological process: leukotriene biosynthetic process. The record is from RefSeq and is a predicted model, not a curated record. Gene Ontology annotation, cellular component: nuclear envelope; membrane; endoplasmic reticulum. Lineage: Eukaryota; Metazoa; Chordata; Mammalia; Primates; Hylobatidae. Gene Ontology annotation, molecular function: glutathione peroxidase activity; enzyme activator activity; glutathione transferase activity.